This is a messenger RNA of Mizuhopecten yessoensis (Yesso scallop), 7657 nucleotides long. Its product is annotated as next to BRCA1 gene 1 protein-like. Gene Ontology annotation, biological process: macroautophagy. NCBI's taxonomy places the organism in Eukaryota, Metazoa, Mollusca, Bivalvia, Pectinida, Pectinidae. The record is from RefSeq and is a predicted model, not a curated record. Bases 161 to 3796 code for a protein of 1211 amino acids. Gene Ontology annotation, cellular component: phagophore assembly site. The transcript is spliced from 21 exons. Gene Ontology annotation, molecular function: ubiquitin binding; zinc ion binding.
UUGGUGAGGGUGAUGAGGUCAUUUUGUCAACAACUGGAAACUCAUACCCAUAUGACGUGAAAUUUCGUUAAAAUCAGCGCUAUUUUAGGAACCAACCACACGUUUUACCAAUGUCAAUUCAUUCUUAGUAGUCAGAGUGACUCGACUUACAGUUCAUAACAUGGAAGAUAUUGUGUUCAACGUUAAAUUUGAAGGAGAAACCAUAGACCCCGAAAUAUUCUGUCUGCCACCACAAACAAAAUGGAUGGACCUAGAAGCAAUGUUGAAGGCCCAGUAUGACUGCGAGCAUGUACAGAUAUUUUACAUUGACCCUGAAGGAGACUACGUUGCCUUCUGCAGUCAAGAGGAGUUGGAGGAAGCAGUUCGUAUUGCGGACAAAUUUUCAAGGACUUUACACCUGAUUGUCCGUGACUUGGGCCCUGACCCAGAACCUGAUAGAAUUGCACCCAUAAACACUCCAACAGAAGCCGGAAAAUCAGACAAGGCUGAUACUGCGACCACAGUGAAACCAACACAGGAAACAGAAGGGCCAAAGGUCAUAGGUGAGGGGGCAAAGGUGAAAGAUGAUGGGUCAAAUGUGGAUGGACAAAUGGCGCCUGAAAUGAUCAUACAUGUUGACGAUGCAACUGGUGAAAUGACAGAAACAACUCGUGUUGAAGUUCCUUUGGAUACGAUCAUUGAAAUGAUCGGUAAAACUGCUUCACAUCCACAUGAUGUGAUAGACGAGACAGGGGAAACCACUCCGCUCCUCCCGACCAUUUCUGAGGACAAACCACGCCCAUCAGAUAAAAAACUUGAGAAGAAGGUGAAAACAAGAAAGCUGGUGAAGGAAUCUCGCAGACAGACCCAGAGUGCUGACCGCGGUGCAAAACCCAAGAAGUUGGCCCUCGAUCUUGAGUCAGGAGAGUCGGACGAAGUUGCAAUGCCAUAUUCAGUCUUUGUCAAGUUCAUGCAACAGCUGAAGAUGGAGCUGAGAACUGAGAUUGUGAAAGACGUCACAAAGAAGACUGUUCGUCAUGUCCUAAAGGGGCUAGAUGGCGCUGUCAUCCAGUCAGUAAAGGGAACCAGUGAGGUUGACCCAGCUGUGACGUCACCAACAGGUGGACAAGGGGAGGCUACUCCCAAAACAGAAACUCCUUCAAGCCAUCCCAUAUAUUACCAUGAGGGUAUCAUUUGUAACUUCUGCGAAAGAGUCAUAGUUGGGGUCCGAUACAAGUGCUGUUAUUGUGUCGACUACGAUCUUUGUGAAGAGUGCGAGGCUGUUAACGGAGUUCAUGAUUCAGACCAUGUAUUCCUGAAACUCCGCAAACCAACCACCAAAUUACGCCGUUUAUCUCCACUCUUCAAGACCUCUUUGUACCCCCAAAGGGAGGGAACUCCUCGCGACGAAGCAAUUCCUGAGGCACUUCCACAGGAACAAGUCAAUCAGGAUUGCAUGACACAAUUUCUUCAGUCUAAGUUUGAGAAGAUACAGGAGAAAACGGCUCGCAAACAGGAAAGGCUGAGGAGAAAAGAAGAAAAACUACUACACAAACAGCGCAGGAAGGAAGAACUUCUCAAACGAAGACUGGACACACAGCGUGACGAGCCACUGAAGCGUGAACGGCUGGAACUGCCCUUCAAGAGAAAUGUUGGUUAUGAUGCCUCGUUCCUGUAUGACGUGACCAUCCCGGACGGUACUAAUGUCCAGCCCGGAACCAAACUCCUCAAAACCUGGCGGAUGAAGAAUACUGGAAGUCAUACCUGGAAUGAACGCACAAAGCUCCACCUGGUAUACGGAUCUUUCCCAUCCCUCAACAGACAUCAGGAUAUGGAUAUUUUGCCACUGUCCCCAGGAGACGAAGCUGACAUCUCUGUUCAACUCACUGCACCAGAGAGGCCAGGCAAGUAUCAGAGCCACUGGAAGAUGACCCAGUCUGGAAAACAGUUCGGUCACCGUGUGUGGUGCCUGAUCACUGUGGUACCACGAGAGGUUCUGGAACCAACACAGGAUGGCCCGUUGAAGUUGGUAUAUGAUCACGACACUGUUCAGAAUGAGGCUGCACCUGAAGAACAGGUGAUGGAGAAAUCAUGUGAAGAGGCUGAACAUUUCACUGAGAGGAAGGAAACUGAGGAACUGCUCACUGUACGGGAAGAGAUUGUCACUAAAAAGGAUGUUGACCUGAAAGAGGAGUAUGAAGAGGUCAGUGGUGAAGAGGUCAAAGAUGAAGAGGUCAAGGAUGACGAGGUCAAGGAUGGAGACAAGGUCAAACUUGAGCAGGAUUUAAGUACAGCUGCUGCAGCAGUCGCUCAACUGAAACUGGAUCAGUGUCAACAGCCUGUGACCAGCGAGACGGGACAAGACCUCAUGUCCUUUGAACUGCUGAAUCUGGCCAACAGGGGGAGCCACAAGGUUUCUCAGACCGCUACACCCAACAACACACCUCUUGAUGUGACCCCACCCAAAUCCCCAGCCCCUGAGCUCGAGGACAUCAAAGCCCUGUCGACCAGCAGCAGCGUCGAGGUGGUCAAUGCUGAGCCUGAGGAUCUAGAUAGAGAUGACCACCUGUCCGGUCAAUAUGUCCGUGACAUCAUGGACAAUCUGCAUGCUCCUAAACUUGAUGAUGUUGACAUUGAGUCAUUGAAGAGUUACACUGACGAGGAUGACUCCAGCCUUAGUGAGGACGAUGAUUUCCUCAUUGUGCCGAUGCCCGCAUGCUUUGAUUUCAGCAAACCAGUCAUCUCGCGUUCCAUUAUCGAUGAUUUCUCUGAUGAUGAUGAUGCGGAUGAGGAAGAGGAUGUAGAAAUCGAGGAAGUUGAUGACAACCAUAAUACAAUCACAACCAGAGGCUCAUCUGUGGAUGAUUUGCUGACCACGUCCGGAGCUUUGUCCACCCAGCCACUUGACCCAAAGCCUGUAGAGGAGAAAGUCAACAGUCAAGAGGAAACUCCAGACCGUGAACCAUCAGAGCCAUCCGUUGUUGCUGCAACUGCAGCUGAGAUGCCACAGAAAACUGACCCAGAGGAGACUGUUGUUAUGACAGUUUAUUCAUCAGCGGCAGGAGCAGCCGGGGUUUACGACGAAGCGCCAUCACACACUGGGUCAGGUGUAAGUAGUGGCUCAGUGGAAUCUGAUGAAGGGGAGGUAACUAACAUGAAGGAGCCAAUAGAGGAUGUCCAUCCUGCUGAUGGGGGAGUGGCCACUAAUGACCAGUCAGAGAAUGGAGCAACCGCGGAGAACAGAUUUGACCACGACUCAACUGGUCAACAUGGAGUUCCACCGGACAUGUUUGUGAACCAGGUGAUGGCCACAGCGGUGAAGGCAGCAAACAAGGCUGCGUCCAACGCUUACACAACCUGUAAGGAGGUCUUUUACACCUGGCAGGCUCGAGCAUACCAGAAUGGUACACGCCAGCCUGGGCAGAAAUACAAGCCACCACAAUCAACCUGGAAACCCAAAGAGGAAAAGGACAAAGUUCCAACUGUAAACCAACCUGAUACAGCCACUGGUCAACAAGGCAACACAUAUGUCCCUCCAAAAUCUGCUUGGAAACCGCAGGAAGAAAAAUACAAGCCCCCAACAUCUGAUUGGAUGCCUCCGCAGGACAAGUGGACACCCCCUGAGGAUAAGUGGGCCCCAGACAGCAAGAAAUCGGAAACAGAGGAGAACUGUCCAAUGACAAAACUUAUCGAGAUGGGAUUUUGUAAUCGGGAGAUGAACCAGAAACUGCUGGAGAAACACGGCCAAAACGUUGAGGCGGUCAUACAGGAACUUCUUUCUGAGGCUGACAAUGACUGGAUGGAGAGACGCCACUAGGGAAACGGGAUGGGUACAAAGGGACAGUUGGGGUUAAAAGGGUUCAGGGUUAGGGUACAAAGGGCCAGAGUUGGAGUUAAAAGGGUUCAGGGUUAGGGUAAAGCAAGGGUUAAGUGUGGAGUCAGUCAAAGAGACUGGUAAAUAAAGGACAAAAAAGGGGUUGAAGUGUCAGGAAAAGUUACUUUUUUUUUUUGAAAUUGUCGGGGGAUCAGAUUGAAGAAGGCUUAAAGGAAAAGUUACUUCUUUUUGUUGAAAUUGUCGGGGGAUCAAAUUGGAAAAGGCUUAAGCUUCACAUGUCCUAUAUAUAUAUCAUAGUAAUGGCCUGGAAAAAUUGUAAUAAGGACAUUAAAUCAGAAUGUAUGAUGUGAUUUAUUAUGUUGGAUAAUGGGACUAAAUAUAUAAUGCUUUCUAUAAUAUCAAGAGGUACAUGCUAUACCGAGACAGACAAAAAGUCUCAACUUGUAAUGUUUUUAACUAGAGGUAUGCUAUCCUGACACCGACAAAACAUUCUCAGUGUCAAUUUAUUUUGCUUAGGUAUGCAAUUAACAAACUGAAUAACUAUGUGUGCUACAAUAAUUUUUGAAAGACAGAUUGAUGUAAAACACUUUUGUUACCAGCACCGAGUUGGCUACUGUAACGAGCUUGUCUGUUGGUGAUCUGGAAUGGCGUCUGUGGACGUGGCAAAAGGGUUUCCUGGCCAUCGUUUGGUGUAAAUACUUUUGGAUUAUAUACGUACACAUAACAUUUUAUGAUUACGCCAGUGAUAAUUAUGGUUAAUUUAGUAGCAUAGUUAUAUUUUAUGAUGAAAAUUGUUAACUUAAUUGGCACAUUAAAUGAAUUUGCUACAUGUUCAAAGCUUCUGUCUAGCUGUAAGUUGAAUUCAAUAACAUUUCUGAUAGGUCCCAUGCACUACUAGUUAAUAUGAAUAUGGGUUUUCAAAUCAUAUUGAAGCUAAGAAACUCUUUUUCAUCAGUAGAUUUUAAGACAUUAUUGAGAAUUAAUAUCCAUUUGAAAAUUAAUGAGUUACAGGGAAAACCCUGGAAUUUGAGAGCAUUGGGCCAUUUUUUAGUCAAUAUCAAAAUUAAGAAGAGCCAUUCUAUGUAAAAAUAAAAGAUGAUUGGAAGGUGGAGGGGGACAGUUUCACUUAUGAAGGGUCAAUGGCCCCAUGGCCCCGCCCCCUCCAGGAUUAUCCCUAGAGUUAUAAUACAAAUAAGUUUUUGCCAGUUGUUAGAAGCCCGUUUUUCAAACAAGAACCUGUUAAAACAAGGCUACAAGCAACUAUUAGUGUUUUUUGCCACUCGGCAAGUCAAAAUGAUAUAAUUAAUGAUUAUAAUUGUUAUGUGAUAAUGGUAUGUAGAAUGUAUUCUUUAUUUAUAAAAUUGAUGUGUGUACAGAUAUAUGUUACAUUUACUCAAGUCAGUUCGAUAUUUUGUGUACUACCAUGUUUGGAUGUUUUUAUUUGUUUGGAUUUUGUUGCAACUUUAAAUAAUUGUUUACAUCUUUUUUGCCCUCAAAAUGAAAAUUUUCUCUAGUAUUUCUUUCCAUGCUAAAAUAGCGAGUUUGUGCUAUUUAUUUCAAUAUCUGUUGAAGUCUUGACUUGCAUUGAUCCAUGUCAGACGCGUUACAAGUUUGUAGUUUUUCCUGUUCUUGUAUCUUUCAAUGACUGUCAAAGGACUUUUCAUUAGUGUUUGUUUCCGUGCUAAAAUAGCGAGUUCAUGCUAUUUCAUUUCAAUAACUGUUGAAGUUUUGACUUGCAUUGAUCCAUGUAAGACGCGUAACAAGUUUGUACUCUAUGUACAAUGCAUUGUUCUAUUUUUCUGUUGUUGUUUACAGAUUAUGGAAGGGAAUUCUUUGUUAAAUAUAAAUAUUUUUUGUGCUGUUUCAUCUUCAGCCUUGAACUUUUAAGCUUUUAUUUGUUGAAAUAAACGGAAUGUUUGUAAUUUGAUACUUAUCUGUAUCAAAAGUUGCCCGCGUCGAUAGCAGUGACCAGGUAUAGCAAAAGUUGUUGAGAGCAUUUGUCAAGAACAAGGAAGUCCUGGGUUCAAAUCUCAUUUUUCCUUUCCUGUAAUAUAGCAAUAGUACUUUUAGGUUAUGGGACGAGUGCCAGUCCUAAAACAAAUAUCUCAAAUUUGUGCAGUCUUUUUAUAAAAAAAACCUGUUUUAACUGCUAGCCAUGGCUGCAUUGAAAAGGGGGAGUGAACUGUGCAUGCUUCAUGUUACUUCGGCUCCUGUGAAAAGCUUUUCUUGUCAUAUUUAUUGUUGAUUUCCCUUGGUAAUGGCACGUCUUGUACAAACCUUUACUAUUUGGACCUUGUCCUACAUGUAAUAGGGGUGGAAGUGUUAUGGCUUUUUAUGUAAAUUGUCAUUUUAAAAGAUUAUGUGAAUUUUGAAAUAUGUUGCUUUGUAUUGUAAGUUUCAAUAAGAUAAGACCAGUAAUGGAAGUAAAUAUUGGACUUUGUGUGAAAAAUUCAUUUUGAUCUUGAAGGGAGAAGGUAAUCUUGAAAGUGUGGAAGUUAGUAUAGAGAAGAGUUGGAAUUUAUUAUGUAAGGGGUCUUAGACAGGGAAAGGUCAGGUUUGGAGAAAAAAUGUGGAUUUUUUUACAGGAGGAGUUAACAGAAAGAUGAGAGUGAUGUACAUGUAAGAAAGUCUAUAGGUCUGUGAUAUUAUAAUGAAAUGUUUAUAUAUGUUGACUUGGAACCUUGACCUUUGAGCCGGAGUUAUCUUUCCCUGUGUGGUUAAUACUAUAGUGGUUCAUGGUCAAUCAGUACAAGUCCUGCCAGCAAAACUAGUGCUAAAACUGUAUAUAUAUAUGAUGUUAAUUGAUGUUUAUAAAAGAGUUGGACAAUGAUAGAUAAAAAUCAGCUUAUUUUUCUGAGAAUGCUGAACUCAUUCACCCCUGAUCUCUUAUAAUGAACUAUUCCAACCUUUGAAUUGGAAGAGUUAAAAUAUGUAUUCAGGGGCGAAUGAGUUAAGUGGUUGGCAUGUGCUUUCCAACACCCUCUACUUUUAACAAAAUCUAUCUGUGAAGGUUCCUUUCCUAUAAAAAUAAAUUGUAUGAGGACAUUUUUUUUCCUAACUUAAAACUAUUCAAUAAUUUCAAUACGUGUUUAGACAUUUGUCAGGCAAUACUACUGCUGGUAAUUUGACAGAUAAGGGCUCAAAAACUGAAAAUAUACUUUUCACAUUUAUUUUGGAUUUUUUACUGGUCGUAAUUUCAAAACUUGUCUGAAAAAUUAAGGAAUCUUAAAAUUCGCAUUAAAAAUGAUACCAUAGUACAAAAUUUAAUCAAGAUAGGGUUUAGUGGGGUGCGUGGCAGUUGCUAGCUUUAGAGGUGUCGUUUCGUUUCCAAUCUGCAUUUAAUAGACGGGUAAUGGAUUUCCAUCGGCUACGUGUACCAGUGAAUAUGUAAAACUGUUGAAUAUUACCUGUCAUUGUACCAAGAAACAAUUUUAUGAUGUAAAUAUUGUGAAGAGAAAACUUUGAUACUAAUUGUUAGUAUAUUCACAUUAAUGAUUCUAUGUUUAAACACGUGCUGAUUGAGUUGUAGUGCGAGUGUGGUGAAAGUAGCACCCUAUCUGUUGAUAGACGAGGUCAUUUUUUUGACCACUGAGGUCAUUCGCUGAAAGAGGUCAAGUUGUAUGGAGGUGUUGGACGUAACACAGUAUUUGUUGGUUGACAAGAUGAAAGAGACAGAGUGUUUUCUACAGUGUAUUUGAUAUGUAAUGAUUUAAUGCCCAUAUAUGGAGUUACGUUGACCACGCCCACUACAACAAUCACUGAUGAGUCUUUAGUCUGUGUUUUAUCUGUCUUUCAAUGGAAACUGAACUUGAAUAUGUAUGAAAAUAAAAACAGCAAAAUUAA